Elaeis guineensis (African oil palm) is the source of this 771-nucleotide messenger RNA. Lineage: Eukaryota; Viridiplantae; Streptophyta; Magnoliopsida; Arecales; Arecaceae. The record is from RefSeq and is a predicted model, not a curated record.
AUGAGCCCAAAGAGACCUUCUCUCAGCCUGCUAUCUUCCAUCAUUGUAGGUCUUCUCUCAACACAACUCAUAUUCCAAUAUCCACCAUGUCUCCAAUGCCUCCUCGACCUUGACCUCUUCACACCAUCCUUCUUACCAGAUGUUAUUUCAUGCUGCACCCAAAAAUCACAGCAAAACCAACACCAUCACCAUGGCAAUGAUCCAAAAUCCAAUUCAACCAUAUGCAGUGACUUCCCUCCAAACUUCCCCCCACCCGACACAAACACAACUUCAAUUCUCUGUGUCGACCGCAAUGGGUGUUGCAACUUCACUACGGUACAAUCUGCAGUAGAUGCAGUUGGAAACUUUAGCCAGAAAAGGACUAUUAUUUGGAUCAACAAGGGCAUAUACUAUGAGAAGGUAAAUAUUCCAAGGACCAAGUCCAACAUCACAUUUCAAGGGCAAGGAUUGUAUUCGACGGCAAUAGCUUGGAAUGACACUGCCAACUCCACACAUGGCACAUUUUAUAGUGCUUCAGUCACCAUUUUCGGCGCCAACUUCAUUGCCAAGAACAUAAGUUUCAUGAAUGUAGCUCCAGUACCACAUCCUGGUGUUCACGGGGGCCAGGCUGCGGCAAUUAGGGUUGCUGGUGAUCAAUCUGCCUUCUGGGGUUGUGGGUUCUUCGGAGCGCAGGAUACCCUUCAUGAUGACACGGGAAGGCAUUACUUCAAGGAGUGCUACAUCGAAGGUUCCAUUGAUUUCAUCUUUGGAAAUGCUAGAUCUUUGUAUGAG